CUUGGUGUUGCCCCAACUAUAUUACAAAGUUUACAUUACUAGCCAGCACGCUCAUUUCUCAUUUUCGUUACUGGUGAUGAGCUGAUUCCUGAUCAUUGAACCUUCCUAGCUAGCUAAUAUGAAUUCCUUUGUGCUUUUUCAGUCCUCUUUGAUUCCUCUGCUUUUGAUCACUUCCUUCCUGUCGAUCAAUUUUCAAUUCAGUGUGUGCGCCGAUGAUGCAUAUGCUAACUGCAGCCAACCUAUUACCUGCAGAGGUGUCAAAAGCAACAUCUUCUACCCCUUUUGGGGAGCAAACCGAGCCGAAUACUGUGGCAAAUCUGGGUUCGAGGUCACAUGCCAAGACAAUGUCUCGAUGAUCAGCAUGCAGAAAAUCAAUUUCACAAUUCUUGACAGCACUACUACACCAACUCCGACUGUGAAAGUUGUAAGGCAGGAUUAUUUGGGAAAUCUCUGUCCUAACUCAAGCCUCAACUCUCCUGUUAACACAAGCCUCAACUUCUCUCUGUUUGAUUACACACGUUGGACUAAAAACGUGUCUUUUUACUACGGAUGCACUUCGACUGCAACUGCAGCGUUGUCAAAGUUAGGAUAUAAUCUUUCUGGUAUCUCGCUUGAAUGCAAUUCUGAAGUCAACGUUACCUUUCUCACAGAGACGCAAACUGCUAAGCUUCCGGAUGCAUCUGCCUUGGCCUCCUGUCGAGCUGUGGUUUUGGUUCCGGUGUCUGCGGUAGCUGCUGAUGCACUUGACAACAAUCGAACUUCAACUAUCUGGAAUGCGGUAAAUGGUGGUUUUGAAUUGAAUGUGCAGAAUGAUGAUACUGGUCUUUGCAACAAUUGCGUGGACUCAGGAGGAUCUUGUGGGCAAGACACUACUAAUGCUCAGUUCAUGUGCUAUUGCUCGAAUUUAACUUCAACAGGCACAUGUACUUCCGGUUCAUCAUCAGGUUCAAGUUCAAGAUCACUCGGUUGGAUAAUAGGCCUCUCGGCGGGUGCUUUUGGAACCAUCAUACUCAUUGCUGGCUGCAUACGCAUAUCAAGGAAUAGAGAUAUAUGCAUAUCGAGGAAAAGAAUAUUGGUCUCCUUCAAGACAGAUGAAAGGGAUGAAUUUGAUAUCGAGGCAUUUAUAAGAAAUCAUGGAUCCCUGAGUCCAAAGCGGUACCAUUAUUCAGAUCUGAAGGAAAUGACAAACUCAUUCGAAGAUCAGAUCGGUAAAGGUGGAUAUGGCACAGUAUACAAAGGAAAGCUACCCAAUGGCCUUGUGGUGGCAGUGAAAAUCCUAAGUGAAUCGAAGGGUGAUGGAGAAGAAUUUAUCAAUGAAGUUGCUAGCAUUGGUAGAACUUCGCAUGUCAAUAUAGUGACUCUUGUGGGAUUUUGCUAUGAAGGGGAGAAAAGAGCUCUCAUAUACGAGUGCAUGCCUAAUGGAUCGUUAGAUAAAUUCAUACAUUAUAAGCAAGGCUCUUCAGAUGAAAGUUGCCGCUUGGAAUGGAAAACAUUAUUUGAAAUUGCAGUUGGCAUUGCUCGUGGACUAGAAUACUUGCACCGUGGUUGUAACACAAGAAUUUUACAUUUUGACAUAAAGCCACAAAACAUUCUUCUGGAUAAAGAUUUUUGCCCAAAGAUAUCUGAUUUCGGCCUUGCCAAACUAUGAAUGACGAAGGAAAGUAUUGUAUCGAUGCUAGGGAUGAGAGGAACUGCAGGAUACAUUGCACCAGAAGUGUUUAAUCGGAACUUUGGAGGAGUAUCUCAUAAGUCUGAUGUUUAUAGCUAUGGGAUGCUAGUUCUUGAAAUGGUGGGUGCAAGAAAGAAUUUGGAUUCAGAA
Rosa rugosa (rugosa rose) is the source of this 1819-nucleotide messenger RNA. Its product is annotated as LEAF RUST 10 DISEASE-RESISTANCE LOCUS RECEPTOR-LIKE PROTEIN KINASE-like 2.1. Gene Ontology annotation, biological process: protein phosphorylation. Gene Ontology annotation, molecular function: polysaccharide binding; protein kinase activity; ATP binding. Lineage: Eukaryota; Viridiplantae; Streptophyta; Magnoliopsida; Rosales; Rosaceae. The record is from RefSeq and is a predicted model, not a curated record. The transcript has 3 exons. Bases 119 to 1648 code for a protein of 509 amino acids.